Cavenderia fasciculata is the source of this 456-nucleotide messenger RNA. RefSeq lists its product as uncharacterized. The transcript has 3 exons. The record is from RefSeq and is a predicted model, not a curated record. Gene Ontology annotation, cellular component: nucleus. Gene Ontology annotation, molecular function: ubiquitin conjugating enzyme activity. Gene Ontology annotation, biological process: protein polyubiquitination. Bases 1 to 456 code for a protein of 151 amino acids. Lineage: Eukaryota; Evosea; Eumycetozoa; Acytosteliales; Cavenderiaceae.
AUGCUUAAAAGAGUAAAUAAAGAAAUGAUGGAUUGGUCAAAUAAUCAUCCUAAUUGGGCAACACUUGAUCGAUUUGAUCAUGAUACAUUAACACUUGAAUUUACUAUAAUGGGUCCUCCAGAUACACCAUAUUCAGGUGGAGUAUUUAAAGUACAUGCGAAGCUCCCUAUAGACUAUCCUUUCAAAAGACCAUCAAUGUCAAUCCAAACACCAAUCUAUCAUCCAAAUAUCAGUUCAAGUAUAUGUUGUUGUUUGAUUCCUGAAUUAGAGGGAUGGAGUCCGAUGUAUACGGUUGCUCGUUGUAUUGGUCAACUCUACCAAAUCUUGAUAGAACCUGUCAUCGACCAUCCCUGUGAAAUUGACAUAUCAACUCAAUUUAAAGAAAAUAGAGAGUUGUUUGAUUUGGUUGCCGCCGAACAUACAAAACAAAAUGCAAUGCCUCAUCUAGCAGCAUAA